GCCGCCUCAGCCCCCUCACAGCAACGGCGGCGGCCGCGGCGGUUGAGUCGGUGGCGGCGGCGGCGGCCGUGGCUGCUGGCUGAGGAGCUGCGAGUUUCCGAUUUAAACCUGAGCUGCGAGGAAAAUGGCGGCGGGCGGAUCAAAAUACUUGCUGAACAGUGGAGUCAGAGACCAAUAAAAACAAACAUAAACUACUUGAACAGCAUUUGACUGGUUAGCCAGGAAUCACUUUCUUUUUAAAUAUGAAAAUUGGAAAUCAAAGCUGCACGUGCAUUUAACUUUAUUUGGAAAUAAUUUUAAACUUAAAGUUGUAAGUUUAAGUUACAACUUUAACUGGAGCAACGGCUGUGCUUUGCUGGAGCAGCUGUGAAGAGAGACCCCAUGUCCAAGUUGCUAAUGUAUAUUCACAAUGAGUGGAUUAGGAGAAAACGCCUUGGAUCCACUGGCCCCUGAUUCACGAAAACGCAAGUUGCCAUGUGAUCCUCCAGGGCAAGGCCUUGCCUGCAGUGGUGAAAAGUGGAGACGGGAGCAGGAGAGUAAAUAUAUUGAAGAAUUGGCUGAACUAAUAUCUGCUAAUCUUAGUGAUAUUGACAAUUUCAAUGUCAAACCAGAUAAAUGUGCAAUUUUAAAGGAAACAGUAAGACAGAUACGUCAAAUAAAAGAGCAAGGAAAAGCUAUUUCCAAUGAUGAUGAUGUUCAGAAAGCUGAUGUAUCUUCCACAGGACAAGGAGUUAUUGAUAAAGACUCCUUAGGACCACUCUUACUUCAGGCAUUGGACGGCUUCCUAUUUGUGGUGAAUCGUGAAGGAAACAUUGUAUUUGUGUCAGAAAAUGUCACCCAGUACCUGCAAUAUAAGCAAGAGGACCUGGUUAAUACAAGUGUCUACAAUAUAUUGCAUGAAGAAGAUAGAAAGGAUUUUCUUAAAAACUUACCAAAAUCUACAGUUAAUGGAGUUACCUGGACAAAUGAGACCCAGAGACAAAAAAGCCAUACAUUUAACUGCCGUUUGUUGAUGAAAACACCACAUGACAUUCUGGAAGACAUAAGCACCAGUCCUGAAAUGCGCCAGAGAUACGAGACGAUGCAGUGCUUUGCCCUGUCCCAGCCACGGGCUAUGAUGGAGGAAGGGGAAGACUUGCAGUCCUGUAUGAUCUGUGUGGCACGCCGCAUUACCACCGGAGAGAGAGCAUUUCCAUCAAGUCCUGAGAGCUUUAUCACUAGACACGACCUUUCAGGGAAAGUUAUUACUAUAGAUACCAAUUCACUGAGAUCCUCCAUGAGACCUGGCUUCGAAGACAUAAUCCGAAGGUGUAUCCAGAGAUUUUUCAGUCUUAAUGAUGGGCAGUCAUGGUCCCAGAAACGUCACUAUCAAGAAGCUUAUAUCCAUGGCCAUGCAGAAACCCCGCUGUAUCGAUUCUCUUUGGCUGAUGGCACUAUAGUGACUGCGCAAACAAAAAGCAAACUCUUCCGAAAUCCUGUAACAAAUGACCGUCAUGGCUUUGUCUCAACCCACUUUCUUCAGAGGGAACAGAAUGGGUAUAGACCAAACCCGAAUCCUGUUGGACAAGGCAUUAGGCCUCCAGCAGCUGGAUGCAACAGUUCGGUAGGCGGCAUGAGUAUGUCACCAAACCCAGGCUUACAGAUGCUGAGCAGCAGGACCUACGGCUUAGCUGACGCUGGCACCACGGGGCAGAUGAGUGGAGCCAGGUAUGGGGCUCCCGGUAGCAUAGCCUCCAUGAACCCCGGGCCAGGCGUGCAGUCGCCAUCUUCCUACCAGAACAGUACCUACGGCCUUGCCGUGAGCAGCCCCCCCCACGGGAGCCCCGGUCUUGGCUCCAGCCAGCAGAGCAUCAUGAUUUCUCCUCGCCAUCGAGGGAGUCCAAAGAUGGCCUCACACCAGUUUUCUCCUGUUGCAGGUGUGCACUCUCCCAUGGGAUCUUCUGGCAAUACCGGGAGUCACAGCUUUUCUAGCAGCUCUCUGAGUGCCCUUCAAGCUAUCAGUGAGGGCGUGGGGACUUCUCUUUUAUCUACACUGUCUUCGCCAGGUCCCAAAUUGGAUAAUUCUCCCAAUAUGAAUAUAACUCAACCAAGUAAAGUGAACAGUCAGGAUUCUAAGAGUCCCCUAGGCUUGUAUUGCGACCAGAAUCCAGUGGAGAGUUCAAUGUGUCAGUCAAAUAGCAGAGAUCACAUUAACGACAAAGAAGGUAAGGAGGGCAGUGUGGAAGGGUCUGAGAAUCAGCGGGCUCCUCUGGAAAGCAAAGGUCAUAAAAAGUUACUGCAGUUACUCACCUGUUCUUCUGAUGACCGGGGUCAUUCCUCCUUGACCAACUCCCCCCUGGACUCAAGUUGUAAAGACUCUUCCGUUAGUGUCACCAGCCCCUCUGGGGUCUCCUCUUCCACCUCUGGAGGUGUCUCCUCCACAUCCAACAUGCAUGGGUCAAUGCUGCAAGAGAAGCACCGGAUUUUGCAUAAGUUGCUCCAGAAUGGAAAUUCACCAGCAGAAGUAGCCAAGAUUACCGCCGAAGCCACUGGGAAAGACACUAGCAGUACGACGUCUUGCGUAGAAGGAAAUGUCAAGCAGGAGCAACUCAGUCCCAAGAAAAAGGAAAAUAAUGCUCUGCUUAGGUAUCUGCUGGACAGGGACGAUCCUAGUGACACACUCUCCAAAGAGCUCCAGCCCAAAGUGGAAGGCGUGGACAGUAAAAUGAGUCAGUGCAGCAGCUCUACCAUUCCGAGCUCGAGUCAAGAGAAAGAUGCUAAAAUUAAGACAGAAACAAAUGAAGAGGGAUCCGGAGAUUUGGAUAAUCUAGAUGCUAUUCUUGGUGAUCUGACUAAUUCUGACUUCUACAAUAAUUCCAUAUCCACAAGUGGUAGUAAUCUGGGAACUAAGCCACAAAUGUUUCAAGGAGCUAAUUCUCUGGGUUUGAGGAGUCCACAGUCUGUGCAGUCUGUCCGUCCUCCGUAUAACCGGGCAGUGUCUUUAGACAGUCCUGUUUCCGUUGGCUCAAGUCCUCCAGUGAAGAAUAUUGGUGCUUUCCCCAUGUUACCAAAGCAACCCAUGUUGGGCGGCAAUCCAAGAAUGAUGGAUAGUCAGGAAAAUUACGGCUCAAAUAUGGGUGGACCAAACAGAAAUGUGACUGUGAAUCAGGCGCCUUCCUCAGGAGACUGGGGCUUACCGAGCUCAAAGGCCAGCCGCAUGGAACCUGUGAAUUCAAAUGCCAUGGGAAGACCAGGAACUGAUUAUAAUGCUUCUUUACCCAGACCUGCCAUGGGCGGCUCGCUGCCCGCCAUGCCACUUCGGUCCAAUAGUGUCCCAGGUGCGAGACCGGUGAUGCAGCAACAGCAGCAUCAGCAGCCGCAGCCGCAGAUGCUUCAGAUGCGGCCUGGUGAGAUUCCCAUGGGGAUGGGGGUCAGUCCUUAUGGCCAAGCAGCACCAUCAAACCAACCUGGUUCCUGGCCAGAUGGCAUGUUGUCCAUGGAACAAGGCCCUCAUGGGACCCAAAAUAGGCCAAUUCUUAGGAAUUCCCUGGAUGAUCUCCUUGGGCCACCUUCUAACCUAGAAGGCCAGAGUGAUGAAAGAGCAUUGUUGGACCAGUUGCACACACUCUUGAGCAACACAGAUGCCACAGGCCUGGAAGAGAUUGACAGAGCUCUGGGCAUUCCUGAACUUGUAAAUCAGGGACAAGCUUUGGAGCCCAAACAGGACACUUUCCAAGGCCAAGAAGCAGCAGUAAUGAUGGAGCAGAAGGCAGCAUUAUAUGGGCAGACGUACCCGGCGCAGGGGCCUCCGAUGCAAGGAGGCUUUAAUCUUCAGGGACAAUCACCACCUUUUAACUCGAUGAUGAAUCAGAUGAACCAGCAAGGCAGUUUUCCUCUCCAGGGAAUGCACCCUCGGGCCAACAUCAUGAGACCCCGAACAAACACUCCCAAGCAACUUAGAAUGCAGCUUCAGCAGAGGCUGCAGGGCCAGCAGUUUUUGAAUCAGAGCCGUCAGGCACUUGAAAUGAAAAUGGAAAACCCCACUGCUGGCGGGACGGCGGUGAUGAGGCCCAUGAUGCAGCCGCAGGUCAACUCCCAGCAGGGUUUCCUUAACGCUCAGAUGGUCGCCCAGCGCAGCAGAGAGCUGCUGAGCCAUCACUUCCGGCAGCAGAGGGUGGCGAUGAUGAUGCACCAGCAGCAGCAGCAGCAGCAGCAGCAAACCCAGGCCUUCAGUCCACCUCCCAAUGUGACUGCGUCUCCCAGCAUGGACGGGGUCCUGGCCGGGCCUGCCAUGCCGCAAGCUCCACCCCAGCAGUUUCCAUACCCACCAAAUUACGGGAUGGGACAACAACCAGAUCCAGCCUUUGGUCGAGUGCCUAGUCCUCCCAAUGCAAUGAUGUCAUCAAGAAUGGGUCCCUCCCAGAAUCCCAUGAUGCAGCAUCCUCAGACCACACCCAUGUAUCAGUCCUCAGAAAUGAAGGGAUGGCCGUCAGGAACCCUGGCCAGGAACAGCAGCUUUCCCCAGCAGCAGUUUGCCCACCAGGGGAACCCUGCAGCGUACAGCAUGGUGCACAUGAACGGCAGCAGUGGUCCCAUGGGACAGAUGAACAUGAACUCCAUGCCCAUGGCUGGCAUGCCCAUGGGUCCUGAUCAGAAAUAUUGCUGACAUGUCUACACCAUGACCUCCAAGGAAAUCACUGUACAAAUGACCCCGCGCUAGGAUUCCCGGGAGUGGUGAGGCAUUGUUCUAGGCACCCAGCUUGGAAGAAAGGACCAGCUCCAGUCUCCAUCAACGGUAUUUCAAGUGAUGUCAUUUGAGCAGGACUGAAUUUUAAGCUGAAGUGUGGUAUCUACCUGUUUUCUUUCCCUCCUCCUACGUAUCAUGGUGUUUAAAACAAAUAUUUUUGGCAUUCUGCCUUUUGGGGAUAUGAUUCUGGAGGUACGGAGUGUUACUGAUUGCAAACUGUCCUGUGUCACUUUUUUUCUGCUUGGCUGUCCAGAGUCUUUGGAAAAAAUGGAGGUGGGGCCAGAGAACAUUGGAGAAAUCAAGAGAUGAGAACAUCUGGUUUCUUGAUAGUUGCUACAGUACUGGGUGAAGAGUGUGGUCCACUUAUGAGGGUUUUUGUCACAGGCUCUGUCUUGUGAAGGUGGCAUUUCCAGGUUCUCCUUUAAGGAUAGCUCCCACCCUCCCCUUGGUUGUCCUAGGCUUUUUCCUAAAUAGGAUUUUUAUCUGCUCCUAACGUCCUAUAAUACUUCACCUCCAGGAAUUGUCCUUGAUGUCAGAUGGCUUUGCAGAAGGGAAAUGGACGACAGUAUUUAAUUGCAGCGGUGGCAGUUUUUCACUUGCUGACGUGCAGCCGAGUGCACUUUAUUUAAAAAGUAAUGGAUACAUGCAAUAUUCUCUCGGUCUUGAGGAAUGGUGAACCACAUUCCUAGUUGUUGUCUAAACUUACCUCUUGGACAAGAACUAUGAUUUUUGUUGUGAAAAGUACUGGUUUCACCCUUUGCCUAUAUGGUAGAGCAAUAAUGCUUUUUGAAAAUAAACUGCAGAAACCCCAAGGCCAGGUACUGCAUUCUGAAUCAGAAUUUCGCAGUGUUUCUGUGAAUAGAUUUUCUUUUGUAAAUAUGACCUUUAAGAUUAUUGUAUGAUGUAACAUAUGUAUAUAUACUUUUUUUUUUUUUGUAGGCCACAACAACUCAUUUUUACAGAGUUUGUGAAGCUAAAUAUUUAACAUUGUCAGUUUCAGUAAGUUCAGUGUGGUGAGGUUACCAACAGAAGUCGUGCCCUGAAUUUUGUGGCCUGGGGGAGGGGCCGUGGCCAACAGGUUUUCCUUGCCCCUAGCCUUAGAUUCCUCGCUCCUGUUCAGUCUCUUAAUCUAAAUGCUUUUUAAAGUGAUCAUUUAAAUGUAGGCAUUUACAUUUUUUAAAAACAAUUUCUCUACCAGAUUAAGCACUUCGUUAAUUUGGGGGGAGAGAACAGAUAAGGGGAAAUACACUUAAGAAAAAAUCAAGAAUUUUAAAAGAUCAAGCAAUUUGAUUUCAAAGAAGAAUGUUGGAUUUUUAGGCAGUCCAUAAAUAGCAAGUCAUGGUAUUUUUUUUUUUUUUAAUUGAACGUGUCAUCUUCUCAUCCAUUUUAGGAGUGCUCUAAGGUUUUGGUUGCUAGGACUUGAAUCCCACAUUGAGAUCUCAGGCGUAGAAUCCUUGAUGUGUGGUUUCUGGUAUCUGCUCAACUGUCUUGUCCUUCUCCUACUGUGAUGUCCCAAGAAUCAGAGGAAGUAGCAUCAUGGUUGUUUCCUAAAGAGUUCUGUCUGCAGAGCAGCCACUUUCAUGUGAUUCAGAGCCAGGGUCUGACUGGCGCCUUUGUAUUCCCUCUCUCCUCCUCCGCCACCCCUUUCAGCUGCUGCCACUUGUCAGUUGGGAAUAGGGAAGAAAGUCAAGUUUGAUUCCCUUUACCUGGCUUACUUUAUCAGGUUCAAGCAGUUGAAUGAAAUGGGGUUUUUAGACUUAUCUAUGAAUUUCAUAUGUCUGUUAGCCUUGGUGUCAUUUCUUAGCAAUAACUGAGAGCCAGUUAAAAUUUUUUUCACCCAUUUAGCCAAUCUUUCUAGCUGUCUCUGAAGGUAAGAUCAUUUGAUUUCUUUGACUUGCGUAUGGCUAAGUGAAACCUGUAUUUCCAGAAACACCACUAAAGUGGAUUUGAGUUUCGCACUCCCCCACCUGGUUAAAAGUAAAUCUAAGACUACAAAUCCAUUAGCUUCCAUCCCAGGGGCCUGCACUUUGCAGAUAACACAUCCCUUGGUCUGGAGACCGAGGCAGAGCUGAGUAAGAGUCUCUUUUUAGACACAGUUGCAUCAGGUAUAUCUGAACCUUUCUUGAAGUUGCAUGUAUGUGGGGAGAAAUAGAAUGGUGCUCUUACCUUUCUUGACUUUUAAUUAAAAACUCAGUUUUGGAAUUCUUUUUCUCAGUCCAUUCUGACUCCAGGCUAAGUGGAAGGCAACACCCCCUUUUUAUAUGGAAGAAAAGUGAAGUUUAUUAUGUUUUUAUAUUUUCUACUUGUUCAUUUUAUUGGUGCAAAUUUAAGAUUUUGGUUUUCUUUUAAUAGAUGGCAGUCUUUGAGAUAAUUUGUUAUUUUUACCUUAAUUCCCCUUUUAUUUUUUAUGGAUAAUUCUUUGUACUUCUGCUGCCUACCUCUCCUCCACCCCCCUCCCAUCACUUUUUAAACCUUAGUAUCUGUUGGGUGAACAGUAUAAGUAACAUUUUCAUCUGCUUUUAGAAUGUGAGAUAUUUCCAGUACCUACUUUUUUGCUGAAUCCAAAGAUAUAUAAAUAUAAAUAUAUAUUUUAUAAAGAUCAAAAUGAUAUAAAGGAGAUAACAUUUCUUCCUUUUAAAAAACAAAUAGAAAUCCAUUGUUAAUGUUCAUAUUAUGAUGCCACUUUUCUAAAUCAUGCGUCUUGAUGGAAAGGUGUAAAUACCAAUCGGCAGGAUGCUUAAUCAGUAUUGAAUGUCUGAGGUGAAUUGGGGUGUAUAGGGGUGGGCACUACAGAACAUAGUUGGCUUGCUGUCCUGUGAGUUUCAUGAUCCAUAGACCAAUGCAGCUGAAAAGUAAACAGAAUGGUUUGCCAGUUACCCACAUGCCUGUUCAGUUAGUUCCCUUUUUAUUUGCAGAAGCCAUGCAUUUGUUGGCAAGUGGGAAAUUCAUGGUAGUAAAGCCGCUCGGACAGAUGAACUGUCCCCUUCUGCAGAAGAGCAGGAGCUGCUGUUCAGCUCCAGGCAGACUGUGUAGUCAUGAGCAGGGUGUUUUCUUUCUCUCUCUCUCUUUUGAAGAAGAUGGAAAUGUCAUUCUGAGAGCAAGAUUUAAAUUCUCAGGAAUUGACUUACAGUACUGAGAAUGAAUUAACUUUAAAACAAGUUUACAUUAAAUGUUUGUAAAAAAUAAAAAUCAUGCUUUACACUGCAGAGAAUUCAAACCACAUGGGCUAACUUAUGAGACAGUUGAGUGGUAAGCUAUGACUCCUUUGAUCAUUUUGGACAUCAUUGUAAAUAAAGGUUUCUAUUUAAAAUUGAA
This is a messenger RNA of Dama dama (fallow deer), 8041 nucleotides long. RefSeq names its product nuclear receptor coactivator 3 (gene NCOA3). Bases 410 to 4645 code for a protein of 1411 amino acids. Gene Ontology annotation, cellular component: nucleus. Gene Ontology annotation, biological process: cellular response to hormone stimulus; positive regulation of transcription by RNA polymerase II. The record is from RefSeq and is a predicted model, not a curated record. The transcript has 24 exons. NCBI's taxonomy places the organism in Eukaryota, Metazoa, Chordata, Mammalia, Artiodactyla, Cervidae. Gene Ontology annotation, molecular function: protein dimerization activity; nuclear receptor binding.